Messenger RNA from Mercurialis annua (annual mercury), 1163 nucleotides. Its product is annotated as proteasome subunit alpha type-3. Gene Ontology annotation, biological process: ubiquitin-dependent protein catabolic process. The record is from RefSeq and is a predicted model, not a curated record. NCBI's taxonomy places the organism in Eukaryota, Viridiplantae, Streptophyta, Magnoliopsida, Malpighiales, Euphorbiaceae. Gene Ontology annotation, cellular component: proteasome core complex; proteasome core complex, alpha-subunit complex; nucleus. The coding region runs from base 102 to 851 and encodes 249 amino acids. The transcript is spliced from 10 exons.
UCUGUCUUGAGAUCAAAGAAACCUCAAUUAGAAAAGCUCAAUAAACCAAACCAAAGAACCAAAAAUUUCGAAUCGCAUAGGCAAAAUCAAACAACAGCAGAAUGAGUAGCAUAGGAACUGGUUACGAUCUUUCAGUCACCACUUUCUCCCCCGACGGUCGCGUUUUUCAGAUCGAAUACGCCGCUAAAGCCGUCGAUAACAGCGGUACUGUUGUUGGAAUCAAGUGUAAGGAUGGGAUUGUUCUGGGUGUGGAGAAGCUUAUAGCAUCUAAAAUGAUGUUGCCGGGCUCUAACCGAAGAAUCCACUCCGUUCAUCGUCAUUCUGGCAUGGCUGUGGCUGGUUUAGCAGCUGAUGGAAGACAAAUUGUUGCAAGAGCAAAGUCUGAGGCAAAUAAUUAUGAAAGUGUUUAUGGUGAAGGCAUCCCUGUGAAGGAACUUGCUGAACGUGUUGCUAGUUAUGUGCAUCUUUGUACACUCUAUUGGUGGCUUAGGCCUUUUGGUUGUGGAGUAAUUCUUGGUGGUUAUGACAGAGAUGGACCUCAAUUAUAUGUGGUCGAACCAUCUGGCAUAUCAUAUAGAUAUUUUGGUGCUGCAAUUGGAAAGGGAAAACAAGCUGCUAAAACAGAAAUUGAAAAGUUGAAGCUCUCUGAAAUGACAUGCCGAGAAGGGGUUAUUGAAGUAGCUAAAAUCAUUUACAAGGUGCAUGAUGAAGCAAAGGACAAGGCUUUUGAACUGGAAAUGAGUUGGGUUUGCGACGAAUCAAAGAAACUGCAUCAGAAGGUUCCUGAGGAUCUGUUGGAGCAAGCAAAGUCUGCAGCACGGAUUGCACUUGAAGAAAUGGAUGCUGAUUAAAGCUUUUUAUAGAGGUGGAAAACCCAUAGGAGAUGGUUGCUGUGUCAUACUGCUAGUCUACAGAAUUUCUGCUGCCAAAAAUAUGAGUGGAUCAGAUUCGCGUCUGACGAAUUUCAUCUGCAAUCAAAAAUGCCCUUCAAUUCUUUUCCGCACUUUCUGUUGUAUGGUUAAAGUUAUGCACCUUUUUUUUCUGAAGCAUUUGAGGGCAAAAUCAAUGAAUUUAUUUUCUGUAGAACUCUUGUUUUUGUUUCUGGAAUUGCUUGAAAAUAUGAUUUCUAUUAGAGAAGGUAUAGUGGGAGUAUUUUGUUAGCA